This is a messenger RNA of Zea mays, 1554 nucleotides long. Its product is annotated as hydroxyproline O-galactosyltransferase GALT6. Gene Ontology annotation, molecular function: carbohydrate binding; hydroxyproline O-galactosyltransferase activity. NCBI's taxonomy places the organism in Eukaryota, Viridiplantae, Streptophyta, Magnoliopsida, Poales, Poaceae. The transcript has 5 exons. The record is from RefSeq and is a predicted model, not a curated record. Bases 1 to 1515 code for a protein of 504 amino acids. Gene Ontology annotation, cellular component: Golgi membrane.
AUGAGAAAGGCAGCGUCGACGGCGACGGCGGGGGCGGGGGCUACCUUCCGCCGCCGCGCGAUGGAGGGGCUGGCGACCGUGCUGCUCCUGUACGCGCUCCUCGUGCUCGCCCUCGAGUCACCGCUCGUCUCCACCUCGCCAUUCGGUGGCGCCGCGGGCGGUACAGCGCGGAAGCUCCACCUCUCCUUCGGCGCGGGCGAGCGCGCGACGCCCGCGCGCCCCACGUCGGCGUCCGUCCCCGGCGCGUCGGCGCACGGGCAGGAUCAUCGGCUCUCCCGCUUCGCCACCGGCCUCGACGUCCGCCUCCUCGACUCCGCCCGCUCCGGCGCGCUCCGCCGGUCCAUAGCGGACGCCGUCGCGGCGGGUGCCCGCGCGUUCUCCGACCUCGAGGCCCUCGACCCCGCCGCCGUCGCCACGCCCUCCGGCGAGAGCGACGCGGCCAGGUGCCCGCACUCGAUCGCGCUCACCGCGGAGGAGCUCGGCGCGCGGGGCCGCGUGGUGGAGCUGCCCUGCGGGCUCGCGCUGGGGUCCCACAUCACGGUCGCCGCGACGCCCCGGGCGCCGCACGAGGAGCGGAACCCCGCGAUCGCGGUGCUCAGGGACGGGGAGCGGCACGCCAUGGUGUCUCAGUUCAUGGUGGAGCUGCAGGGGCUCAGGGCGGUCGACGGCGAGGACCCGCCUCGCGUGCUCCACUUCAACCCGCGCCUCCGCGGGGACUGGAGCGGCCACCCGGUGAUCGAGCAGAACACCUGCUACCGCAUGAGCUGGGGCGCCGCGCAGCGCUGCGAUGGAUGGAGGUCACGCCCGGAUGAGGAGACUGUGGAUGGGUUGGUCAAGUGCGAGAAGUGGAUUAGGGACGAUGAUGACAGGUUGGAGAAAUCGAAGACAACAUCAAAGACGGCAUGGUGGCUGAAUCGGCUGAUCGGGCAGAAAGAGGAGGUCAAUUUCGGUUGGCCAUUUCCUUUCGUGGAGGGCAGGCUCUUUGUUCUUACUCUCAGUGCUGGGUUGGAGGGUUACCAUGUGAGCGUUGAUGGGCGACAUGUCACUUCGUUUCCUUACCGCACUGGGUUUGUGUUGGAGGACGCUACAGGCCUGUCACUGAAUGGGGACCUAGAUGUGCAUUCAGUGAUUGUAGGGUCUUUGCCCACUACACACCCAAGUUUUGCGCCACAGAAUUAUCUGGAGUUUUCUACUGUUUGGCAGGCUCCUCUGCUGCCUGAUGAGCCAGUUGAGAUUUUCAUUGGCAUUCUGUCAGCAGCCAAUCAUUUCGCUGAACGUAUGGGUGUGAGGAAGACAUGGAUGUCUGCUGUCCACAAGUCACCAAACAUGGUGGCUCGUUUCUUUGUUGCACUGCAUGGCAGAACGGAAGUGAAUGCGGAGUUGAAGAAGGAAGCUGAAUUUUUUCGGGACAUUGUUUUUGUGCCCUUCCUAGACAACUAUGAUCUUGUUGUUAUGAAGACUCUUGCAAUAUGCGAGUAUGGGGUAUGGCAGAGAAUUUCUUGUUGUUUGAACUAAAUCUUCUUUGGAGUACUGUAGCUGUUGUAUACACCCCCU